Molecule: messenger RNA, 2718 nt
Organism: Oncorhynchus gorbuscha (pink salmon)
Lineage: Eukaryota; Metazoa; Chordata; Actinopteri; Salmoniformes; Salmonidae
Gene: oprm1
Product: opioid receptor, mu 1
Exons: 3
Coding region: 160-1305 (381 amino acids)
Biological process (GO): neuropeptide signaling pathway; sensory perception of pain; G protein-coupled opioid receptor signaling pathway
Cellular component (GO): neuron projection; membrane
Molecular function (GO): G-protein alpha-subunit binding; beta-endorphin receptor activity; morphine receptor activity
Source: RefSeq, a predicted model, not a curated record
AUAUGCAUUUAUGUUUCAUCCACGUCCAAUAACUCGUGCGUAAGGGUACUUGGUGUGACACAAAAACGCCUUAACUCACACCGUGCAGCCUUGAACGUGAGAGAAUCGUUGCGAGAUUUCUUGUCCUGAGCGCCUCAGCCGGGACAGCUUCAGCUGACCAUGGAAAGCGGUGGCAACACGUCGAACUAUCCGUACCAUUUCUCGAAUAUGGCCAUGAUGAACAAUAGUGUUUUUUGUCGGAACUUCAGCGAUAACAUGAGUUUGGAUGCCAAAUGUGAGAGAACAGAUAAUCUGGCCAAAGAUUCGACACCAGUGAUCAUCGCGAUUAUAAUCACGACUCUUUACUCUAUUGUGUGUGUGCUUGGUCUGGUGGGAAACGUGCUCGUCAUGUAUGUCAUUAUCAGAUACACUAAAAUGAAGACUGCCACAAAUAUCUAUAUCUUCAACCUGGCCUUGGCUGAUGCACUAGCCACCAGUACGCUGCCCUUCCAGAGUGUCAACUUCCUGAUGGGGACCUGGCCGUUUGGAGACGUGCUGUGCAAGAUAGUGAUAUCCAUCGACUACUACAACAUGUUCACCAGUAUCUUCACCUUGACUACAAUGAGUAUUGACCGUUACAUUGCAGUGUGCCACCCCGUCAAGGCCCUAGACUUCCGCACGCCCCGUAACGCGAAGAUUGUCAACGUGUGCAACUGGAUCCUGUCCUCUGCCAUCGGUCUACCUGUCAUGUUCACCGCCUUAACUACUGUAACCGAUAACGGCAAGUACGACAGAAUCAUCGACUGCACUUUGAUCUUCCCCCACCCAUCCUGGUACUGGGAGAAUCUUCUGAAGAUCUGCGUCUUCAUCUUUGCCUUCAUCAUCCCCGUCCUCAUCAUCACCGUGUGCUAUGGGCUAAUGAUCUUGCGCCUGAAGAGCGUGCGCAUGUUGUCCGGCUCCAAGGAGAAGGACCGCAACCUACGUCGCAUCACCCGUAUGGUCCUAGUGGUGGUGGCCGUCUUCAUCAUCUGCUGGACGCCCAUCCACAUCUACGUCAUCAUCAAAGCCCUUAUCAAUAUCCCCAACUCCCUGCUGCAGUCUGUCACCUGGCACUUCUGCAUCGCUCUGGGCUACACCAACAGCUGCCUGAAUCCCGUCCUCUAUGCCUUCCUGGACGAGAACUUCAAGCGCUGCUUUCGCGAGUUCUGCAUCCCCUUGAGUCCUUCGAUGCUGGAGCUGCAGAAUUCUUCUCGUACCCGCCACCACCACCAACACGAGCACCACUCCAGCGCCAACACGGUGGAGAGGUCCAAUCAAGAGGUAUGACUAGGUAUGGAGAUGUUGUCGUUAGACUCAUGCUGCCAGCCCAACGACGAUAUGAUCUCGGAAGUCACCCAGGUAACCACGGUGCUCUGACACAAAGCUCUGACACGUAGAUGCUGAAAUGCAUCUUGGCGACAGCAUCUAUGUUGCUGUCGCCUCUUUCUGGCAAGGCUGACAAAUAUUUGAAUGUAGAAUAGUGCUCAGCGUAAGGCUUUCUGUCAGGUAGCAUUAUUAAAAUGUUGAACUUUGGGCUGAACACUGAAAUGAACCAACAUCAGCUGUUAUGUACACAGUAGGCUAUCCUUUUAGACUGGUAUACUGAAAAUUAUAAAUUGGCCAUGUUUUGAAGUUGUACAUUGUUUGAUUACAAUUACAUUAUUGUUUGCUUCAAGAGUCAAUGGCUAUAUAUAAUUAAUUUAAGUCAGAAAAUUGAUGUAGCCUACCAAUCACAGACUGCAGCUUUAAAGCUGUGUAUAGCUGCUUUUAUAUGUUAUAUGAUCUGUGCUAAAUUGUUAUGUAUUGUAUGUGUAUGUGAAUUGCCUUUAAUGUAGCCCUGCAAAAUAUCCAAACUGAAAGUGAUAAAAAAAUAUAUAUAUGAUUACAUUUAGUUAUUAUCAGAUAUUCUAUUGAAUACUGUUUGUCAUUUUUAACAGUGCUUGGCAGAACUUGCUCACCUGCAAAAUGUUCCAUCAACAUGAUAAUGCUGCUUUAUCAACGUCAAGUAACUGAAAUAUUUAUUGAUAUUUAAAACUGAUAUAUUACAGUGCUUGCAAGUUUACAGAGAUAAAGUCCUAACCAUUGGGUUGUGGCAGACCUGGGUUCAAAUACAUGCUUAAUUAAAGACAUGGUGACUUUGGUGAAAAAAGACAUGGUGACUUUGGUGACUACUAAGUAUUUUUUAAACCUCUCACUUUGGGCUGGGUUUGCAAAUGUGUAGUUCAUAAAUCCAUAAUCUAUGAGCAGAAGUCCUGUUUUACGUCAAUUAGUCACGAAAUCCUUAGUUGGAAAGGGGCUAUUUUCUGGAAACUGUGCUGCGCCUUGUUCCCUACAUUUUCCCCCGUGUGGGCCAGCCCCCUAGCAUUUCAAGUUUCAGCCAAUGAGCUUCAACCCCUCACCAUAUGAGUGACCGCUAUCAAGAUGCACGCGAUUCACCCACAGCAGAGCAGAGGGAAACAGCAAUGACGUGGUGCACAUAUUUGCACAUAUGUGACAGUACGCAAUUUUCGGAAAACAGUUUUGGCUCGUGAGCUCUACUUUCAGAAGUACUGGCUAAAAAAGUAUUGAAAAGUACAGUACACUGAACAAAAAUAUAAACGCAACAUGUAAAGUGGUGAACCCAGAAAUGUUCCAUGUGCACAAAAAAACGUAUUUCUCAAAAAUUUGUGCAGAAAUGUGUUUACAUCCCUGCUAGUGAGC